GACCCCACCCCCCUCCCUCUCUCCAGCGCCCCAUCAAUCUUCAGACUUAUUAUUGAUCGCAGCGCCGGGCGAAGACCCAGCCAGCGCCGGCCACUCUGCACUGCGCUGAAGACGGAUCGGAUGCUGGCCUCCUCUCUCCUCGGGAAGUCAUGUCAAGCUCAAAUGUUGUGACCGCUGUCGCCAGGUUGCUGAGUGUUCUGGCCAUUAUUGUUUCCCUGUUGACUUUCUGCACCAACUGCUGGCUGCUCGCUACCGAAAUCUGCGCGCUGCCACAAAAUGACACAGAACCGGAGUUGAGUCAGGAGUUUCAAGUUGGCAACGAAUUGAAGCCAACUCAAAUAUUAGAUGAAGUAAAUCAGCUGUCAAAGAACUCGUGGAAUCAAAGUGGAUAUGGAGACCAGGUUGAACGACACAUUCAACGACGAAGUAUUGCUGAAACAUUGAAGAAUGUCGAGCACUUUUCUGAAAUAUCUAGUUUCCACAGCAAAGCAUCUGCGAAGAUAUUUCACUAUGAGGGUUUCUUCUGGAGUUGUGCAAUGAAAGUACCACAUAUUGACGACAGUUUUUCAACAUACAUGUUUUCUGAGCACGAAGUAUGGAAAAGCUGUAUCGGAGCUUACCACCUUCCUUUCCCAACAAGACUGACCCAGAACAGCUCUGUUUAUGAUCCUGCCAUUGGUUAUCGCCAUUCCUGGAGCGUGCUGAUCGUAUUGUCUGUACUCACCGUUGGAAUUGGUUUUGGGCUCAUUGUUUAUGAAACUCUCCAAGCGCACGACUCCAUGUACAUACUGGGAGGUGGAUUCUUCAUUUUGGCUGGUAUUUUGUCCACAUUUUCCAUUAUUAUGUACAUCUUUUGGAUUCAAGCUCUCAAUGCUGUAAUGAGUCAGAUCAUUGAACCAAAUAAAUCAUGUCUACACCCAAUGGUUAAAGUUCAGUUUGGUUGGUCUUUCAUGAUGGCUCCUGUUGGCACACUCUUUUCCAUACUUGCAGGUUUGCUUUUCUUUCAGGUUGGAUGGAUGGUCCAAAAGCAAAAAAGGGACAUAAUGUAUUCUGUGCCAUUUGAAAAAGUUGGUGAUGAUGACCUCUGAUUGUAUUUCCACGCUGUGAUUUCCUACUUCUUCCAUUUUCUCCUAGUUUCCCCAGUAAUCACAUACAUUGAGUAUCUGCAGUCCUCUUGUUCCUAAUCCCACUAAACAAGUGUGGGAAAUGAUUGUUGAUGAGCUACUUGUCCACUGCAUCCAUAAAGGUGCUGCUCAGCACCAUCUAUACUGGGCAGUAAUCAGGUUGGAGUAACUUCCAUGGAAGUAAAUUGGAUUGUUUGUAGAGUCCCAUAGCUUACUUAGUGUAGACCGUGUCAAAACAUAGGUUUUCAUGUUCUAGGUGCAUAAUGAGGCCAUUUGGACCAUCAAGUCUACUCCACCAUUCAAUCAUGGCAGAUCUAUCUUCCCCCCUCAGCCCCAUUCUCCUGCCCUAUGUCCAUAACCUCUGACACCUGUAAUAAUCAUUUUUUCUUAGACUGCAUCAUUCAUGGUUAUGUAUUUCCUCACGGAACACAAGGAAGCCAGCUUUUUACUACUUUCAGACCUUUUGUGAAAGCUGUGCCUCAAUUUGAAAUGCAUUUUGCUCUGUAAACAAGUUAAGCAAUCCUUCUUCCAACAAGUGCCCCGAUCGCAUAAAGCUUUGUAGCUUAAGCACUG
Messenger RNA from Amblyraja radiata (thorny skate), 1697 nucleotides. Its product is annotated as transmembrane protein 182-like. Gene Ontology annotation, cellular component: membrane. The transcript has 6 exons. The record is from RefSeq and is a predicted model, not a curated record. The coding region runs from base 150 to 1088 and encodes 312 amino acids. NCBI's taxonomy places the organism in Eukaryota, Metazoa, Chordata, Chondrichthyes, Rajiformes, Rajidae.